GUCGCGCUCGGCGUGUCGGAGCGCUGGCGCUACCCGGACGCCGCGGGGUCCCCGCUAGCGCAGGGCACGGAGCGGGGAACUGCGCGCCUCGCUUUCCCCGCCCGAUGUCGCCGCCCGGCUGCUGAUCGACUCGCCCAGCUGAUCCCGCGCUGCUGUGGGGUCGUGGAGGUCCCGGUAGAGGCAGGAAGGCUCCUUCGCAAAGAGGGAAUGGAGGUAAAUUGUUUAACACUAAAAGACCUGAUCAACCCCAGACUAGAUUUUGCAAUUGAAGAUGGGGAAAAUGCACAAAAGGAAAAUAUAUUUGUCGAUCGCUCAAGGAUGGCCCCAAAGACGCCAAUAAAAAAUGAACCAAUUGACUUAUCGAAACAAAAAAUCUUCACUCCAGAAAGAAAUCCCAUCACUCCAGUUAAGCUUGUCGACAGACAGCAGGCAGAACCAUGGACACCCACCGCUAACCUGAAGAUUCUCAUUAGUGCUGCCAGCCCAGACAUAAGAGACCGAGAGAAGAAAAAAGGACUGUUCAGGCCCAUUGAGAACAAGGAUGAUGCGUUUACAGACUGUCUGCAGCUUGAUGUUGUUGGGGACAGUGCUGUGGACGAAUUUGAAAAGCAAAGGCCAAGCAGAAAACAGAAAAGUUUAGGACUCCUGUGCCAGAAGUUUCUAGCUCGCUAUCCAAGUUAUCCACUGUCAACUGAGAAAACUACCAUCUCCCUAGAUGAAGUUGCUGUCAGUCUCGGCGUUGAAAGGAGACGCAUCUACGACAUUGUGAAUGUGCUGGAGUCGCUGCAUCUGGUCAGCCGGGUGGCCAAGAAUCAGUACGGCUGGCACGGACGGCACAGCCUGCCGAAAACCCUGAGGAACCUCCAGAGGCUAGGAGAGGAGCAGAAAUACGAAGAGCAGAUGGCAUACCUCCAACAGAAAGAGCUCGACCUGAUGGAUUAUAAGUUUGGGGAACGCAAAAGAGAUGGCUGUCCAGAUUCCCAGGAUCCACAGUUACUGGAUUUCUCUGAACCGGACUAUCCCUCCUCAUCUGCAAACAGUAGAAAAGAUAAGUCUCUGAGAAUUAUGAGCCAGAAAUUUGUCAUGCUGUUCCUGGUCUCCAAAACCAAGAUUGUUACUCUUGAUGUGGCUGCCAAAAUACUGAUAGAAGAAAGCCAAGAUACGCCGGAUCAUAGUAAAUUUAAAACAAAGGUACGACGCCUCUAUGACAUAGCCAAUGUUCUGACCAGCUUGGCACUGAUAAAGAAAGUGCAUGUAACAGAAGAGCGAGGCCGGAAACCCGCCUUCAAGUGGAUUGGGCCUGUGGAUUUCAGUUCCACUGAUGAAGAACUAGUGGAUGUUUCUGCAUCUGUCCUACCAGAAUUGAAAAGAGAAACAUAUGGCCGCAUUCAAUUCUGUGCAAAACAGAAGCUUGCUCGACAUGGCUCUUUCAACUCAGAUCAGGCUUCUGAGAGGAUCCAGAGGAAAGUGAACUCAGAACCCAGCAGCCCUUACAGAGAAAAACAAGGAUCAGGUGGCUACUCCUUAGAAAUUGGAAGUCUGGCAGCUGUCUACAGACAGAAAAUAGAAGACAAUUCACAGGCAGAAACUUUUGCCAAUCAGAGAGCGAUACCUCCAUCAAGCAGCCUGGAGGCCGCUGCUCCUUUCCCUGGCCUCUCUGUUGACUCAGAAUACUGUGUUAAUGCCUUGGCCCACCCAGUACUUUCCGUGACUCCAACGGACUUGCAGGCCUUCUCUGCCCAGAAUGGUCUGAACGGACAAGGAGGUGUCUCCCUCACCUCUGCCACCUUGGACAUGGAGAGCCUGAAGCCAACUCUGCUGGCCGGCCAGCCCCUGGUGUACGUGCCCUCCACCUCGCUGUUCAUGUUGUGUGGGAGCCUGCAAGAGCCUCCGUCCCCGGGGUCGGGGUCAGAGAGGGACAGCAGGGGCUCGGAAGGCACAGCAGAGUGGUCAGCCGCACCCUCAGUUCAGAAGCGCCCAGGGGAGGAGAGGAAGCCCCAGGAGGAGGAGGAGCCGGCCACGAAGAGACAAAGCAGGGACUACGAAGACGGCCCCCUCUCCCUCGUCAUGCCCAAGAAACCCAUAGAUUCCACAGACAUUGCCUCUUCCAAGACCGUGGAUAAAAGGGGACCUGCACCCCAUGAAGACAUUCACAUGAAUGGACAACUUUCUGCUGCAAAGGAGGUUUCAGGAAAGGCUACAGCAGACCGCUUCAUUUCUUCUGAGUGGGGAAAUCCUUCUAGAAAUACAGAGAUAGAAAUGCCUUCAAAAGAAAAUGAAAGCACCAAAGAGCCCUCUUUGCUGCAGUAUCUUUAUGUGCAGUCGCCAGCAGGAUUAAAUGGUUUCAGUGUGCUCUUAUCUGGCAAUCAGCACCCCCGUGCUGUGGGACCGUCUUCAGGUCAGCUGCCGCCGCUCAGUGUUCCAUGCAUGGUCUUGCCAUCGCCGACGCUGGGCCCUUUUCCUGUUCUCUAUUCACCCACGAUGCCCGGGCCGGUGUCCUCUGCACCCAGUGCUCUCCCAAGCACGGGACCUGUGAAUCUUGGCUUGCCUGGCCUUGGAUCAACAGCUCAUCUUCUCAUCGGCCCUGCUGCCCUGGUUAAUCCAAAAUCAUCGACACUCCCCUCCGCAGAUGCUCAGCUUCAGGGUCCACACUCACUUAACCUGAGUCCGGUGAUGUCACGAUCACACAGCCUCAUCCAGCCCGAGUCCCCCGUUUACGGAGGACAUCCAGCCUCUGUGGUAAAAUUACAACAGUCACCAGUUCCAGUGACCCCCAAGAGCAUCCGACGCACACAUCGAGAGACGUUUUUCAAGACGCCUGGCAGCCUCGGGGACCCUGUCCUUAAGAGAAGAGAAAGGAAUCAGUCACGAAACACCAGCUCAGCACAGAGGAGGCUCGAAAUCCCCAGCAGCGGGGCCGACUAACCUGACGCUUUGCCCAGCGGGGUGGGAUGGAGGUGCCUGAAUUUCCCUGUGUUACAGGUCAUGUCCUAAUGGUGAACGGAAACUAGAAUGCAAACCAUCCGGUCUUCAGCAUGCAUCCUUCCUCUCUCCUGCAUCCCCUGGUUCUAAUGUUAACUAUCCAUCUUCAGGAAGCAUCUAUUUUCCUGAAAGUAAUUGUUCCUAAUUGUGCAUUUCUUACCAGUUAGAGUCCAGACUCUGUGCGUGGUGUCACAGUGGAAGCACCAACUGACUGUUGUGGUUUUCAUUCAAGAAUCAUCUUGUUGCUGGAAGGAGAUCUGAACAGCCUCCUGGAGCCUUGUGGUUUUUCUAAAGGGGGGGGGGGCCCGCCUAGCACUUAAUCGGGUUGAGCGUUCUUGACGUGUAUUCCCACUCACCCCGAGUAGAUCUGUGGUGAGAGAAACUUCCUUUCUGCAGUUUGAAAAAGCUACUGCUUCCUUCGGCUUCAUCAGGAAGCCAACUUCAGUUUGAAUCCUAUGGUAUUAUUUAUUUUUCCUGAAGUGGGAUUUAGUGCAAAAAGUUUACAACGACAGCAAAACACAUGUUUUUCAGGGUAUGACGACUUGAAUGUUUGUACUUUUUUCCUAUAAUUUGCCCUGCACUUACUUUACAACCUAGUAAAAAUGUGGAUAAGUGUAUAUAGCUGACGGAAUGUCAAGACCAAAAUAACUGUGAAGACACACCUUGCUAUAAUGAACUGUGCUAACCUGAGCUGGGCCUGAGAAUUAAGAUGAACUCUAGCAGCCAGAUAGCUGCUUCUCAAUAACUGUGUGAACGGUGAGGUUUUACUGUUCGUUUGUUUAAAAAAAAAAAAAAAAAAAAUCCUACUAUGUUCAGUUUCCUUCACUACAUGCCUUUGUGGUUUUUUUAAUUUAAAUGUUAACUGUAGAACGUCAGGUAUGGGAUGUCUUCUAGCAAUUGCUGUUUAUUGAAUAAAUCAGGAUGGUAGAAAGGAAUUAUAUGGAAAAUUGGAACCUAGUUGGGACCUUUUAGUAGAAUUCUGAAGAGUGACAGUGUAGAAAUUGAUGUAGGACAAUAGGUGAUAACUUUAUUUUUUUUCUUUUACUUUUUUUUCUUCAUGUUGGGAAGAGUAAGAGGGAAAACGGACACAUUGAUGUUCAAAAUCCAAGAAUAUUCAAAUCAGAGUUAUUUUUCAUAGAACUGCACAAUAAGAACAGACAGUGCAGGGGAUCGUUGUUCUAGCAUAAAUAUAAUUCUGGAAACUUACCAGUAUCCCUUUAUUAAACCAUAUUACUUUAGGGUUUCAUUAAGUAGCCAAACUAGAUCUCUGUAUGCCUAGAUGUAUUAUUUACCUCAUUGUCUCUUCAGAGUAAAUGGCUUCUUCCCUCCCUCCCUCCCUCCCUUCAUUUUCCCCUCCUUUCCUUCAUUCCUUCCUUUCUUUAUUCCUUUCUCCUUUUUUAUACUUCUUAGAUGUGGAAUCUUGGAGUAGGAUUUUAUUUUUAUUUUUUGGACCCAAGAAAAUGUUAUAUGAAAGAAUAAAAAUAUUAAUUUAAGAGACUCUGGGAGUCUGAAUAAAGUAGCUUUAUAUUAACUACAGGAUAAUAUUAGCCUUAUCACCCCCACAAGAUUUUUGAAAACUUGAGGUAGAUAGCCAGAUUAAAUAAAUUUGCUAUUAUAUAAAAUUUUUAUCAACACUAAACUUUUAAAGUUUACAAGAUGGUAUUUUUUCCCCCUUGUUCACAGUCUUCUCUAGAGUUAAACUGAUAAAAAAUGUGAUUCUCAUCAUCAGCUAAUCUAAUUGCAUGGUAAUGAUUACCCUGAACUAAUAUGAUGGGUUCCCUAUCGAAACAAAAAUAUGCCUUUUUCAAGUAGAUUAUAGACACAUGGCCUAUAAAUCUGCACAGGAUACAUGCAUUUUAAAUAUAUCAUGCUUCAGGCCUUCCACAAAAUAUUUUCACUUGAGAGGUCUAUAUUUAGAUGAAAACACAGACUGAUUU
This is a messenger RNA of Physeter macrocephalus (sperm whale), 4919 nucleotides long. RefSeq names its product E2F transcription factor 7 (gene E2F7). The record is from RefSeq and is a predicted model, not a curated record. Gene Ontology annotation, cellular component: RNA polymerase II transcription regulator complex. Gene Ontology annotation, molecular function: DNA-binding transcription factor activity, RNA polymerase II-specific; RNA polymerase II cis-regulatory region sequence-specific DNA binding. The transcript has 13 exons. Gene Ontology annotation, biological process: regulation of transcription by RNA polymerase II. Lineage: Eukaryota; Metazoa; Chordata; Mammalia; Artiodactyla; Physeteridae. The coding region runs from base 208 to 2925 and encodes 905 amino acids.